Molecule: messenger RNA, 834 nt
Organism: Zymoseptoria tritici IPO323
Lineage: Eukaryota; Fungi; Ascomycota; Dothideomycetes; Mycosphaerellales; Mycosphaerellaceae
Exons: 3
Coding region: 1-834 (277 amino acids)
Molecular function (GO): oxidoreductase activity
Source: RefSeq, a predicted model, not a curated record
AUGGUUCAAACAGCCAUCAUCUCCGGCGGCGCUCGCGGCAUCGGCCGCUGCCUCACUCGCCGCUUCCUUGAAAGAGGCUACAAAGUCUACGUUCUCGACAUCGACAAGGAAGAGCUCUAUCACACCACUCACUCGCAUCUGAAAGGCUACACCGAUACUCAAGCUCUGGGAUCAAGUAUCUGCGACCUGCGCAACGUCGACGACAUUUAUGACAAAGUCGGGAAGGCGGCCGUAUUUCUUGGCGGUCACAUCGAUGUACUGGUCAACAACGGAGGGAUAGCAAGUCCGCAGUGGAGAGAUGGGAAGACGAUGUUCGAUCGCGAGACGGCCAAGGAGUGGCAGGCCUACGUCGAAACCAACCUCACAGCGCCCUUCAUCGUCUCUCAAGCCUGUCUGCCAUACAUGGAACGCAAAGGCGAAGGUCUCCACGGACCCGUCCAAAACGACGGCCACUCCAACGCCGGACCCUGCAUCAUCCACAUCGGUUCCUUCCGUGCUCACCGUAGCGACCCGAACCAGGAAGGCUACGCAUCCACCAAAUCCGGACUUCUGGGACUCAUGCACAGUAUGGCGAUCAGUCUGCAGCCGAGGGGCAUUCGCGUCAAUUUGGUGGCUCCUGGACGAAUCAAAGUCGCGCACGAGUCCAAGGCGGGAGAUGAGGCAGGAAUGGACUGGGAGGAGCAGAACGGGGAGAAGGAUGUGGCGGAUCAUCCUACCAAUCGCGCUGGACGGCCUAAAGAUAUUGCUGAUGCUACCGAAUAUCUUGUGAAUGCUGGCUUUGUCACGGGACAGGAGAUCACCGUGGACGGAGGAGCAACAAGGGUGAAGAAGUGA